Periophthalmus magnuspinnatus is the source of this 789-nucleotide messenger RNA. It is a transcript of the gene cmc1, whose product is annotated as C-x(9)-C motif containing 1. Bases 90 to 413 code for a protein of 107 amino acids. Gene Ontology annotation, cellular component: mitochondrion. The record is from RefSeq and is a predicted model, not a curated record. The transcript is spliced from 4 exons. NCBI's taxonomy places the organism in Eukaryota, Metazoa, Chordata, Actinopteri, Gobiiformes, Gobiidae.
GUCACCGGAAGUAUUUUGGUGCGUGUUAGCUAAGAGCUCAGUAGCAUGUCUGUAGGUCAUAACUCAUAAGUAAAACAUUUAACAACGCAAUGGAAACUACCAAUCCAGAAGAAGUUCAUCUGAGGCAUGUGGAGUUGGAUGUCCUCAUCCCAAAGAUGAUGAGAGAGAAAGCAAGGGAGCGCUGUUCAGAGCAGGUACAAGCUUUCACCCACUGCUGUAAAGAAUCUGGUUUCUUAAUGGUGUUCAAAUGUCGAGAGGAAAAUGCUGCCUUAAAAGAUUGUCUUAUAAAACACUAUCAAGAUCCAGUCUUUUUUGAAGAGUGUAAGAAAGAGUAUAUCCAGGAGAAGUUGGAAUUUGAACGGACUGGUAUCCCAAGCAAGCAGAGGAAACAGAAAUUGCCAACUAGCAUGUGAUGAGAGUUCAUGAUCAUCGUUCAACCCUUCAAUGUACGGCGUGGUCAGGGACAGUGAUCAAUAGCAGCAAAAACACUGAUAUUCUGAUUACAAAAACAUAAAAACAAAUAAGAAUUUACUUCAAACGUGUAACAAACCUGAUCAUUUACUUGUCUAAUGAAUAAUACAAAUUCUUUCAAUAUUUUGUGUAUUUUUUUUUUUAAAAGGACUCCACCACAUUGAUACUUGCUUGUCUUUCAGCUAUUUUACUUUGAAGAACAGGUAUAUAAGUGAUGAGUGUAAAUGACAGAUGUAUAGUAAAAUUGUGUGCUUGCAUUAUAUUUUUGAGUUUAAAUAUAAAGAAUCUAUUGCUUUGUUGUGAUUAAAUAGUUUUGGA